Anoplopoma fimbria (sablefish) is the source of this 2088-nucleotide messenger RNA. RefSeq lists its product as uncharacterized. Lineage: Eukaryota; Metazoa; Chordata; Actinopteri; Perciformes; Anoplopomatidae. The record is from RefSeq and is a predicted model, not a curated record. The coding region runs from base 518 to 1483 and encodes 321 amino acids. The transcript has 6 exons.
GGUUUUUGAAUUAAUAGUAGGCUACUUGUGAGUUCAUAGGCUACUGCUGGAUAUAUUUAAGGUUGCGCUUAUUGACUGGUUGCUAAAUGUUAAAAAGGCUACCUUUUAUUUUAAUUUUUGGAAAAUGAUUUAUAGCAAUAUGAAAAAAAAUGCCUCAUGGUCACAUACCAAACGUGGCACUUGGGGUCUUUUAUCUCUCGUGUCUUGUCCUACAUAUGAUAAUAUCUGACAAAAAGUCUUGGAGAGCUUUGUUGUCUGUUUUCUUUGGCGUGCAGUUAAAAGAUCAUUGUGAAGAACUUUAAAGCAGAUGUUUUUUUGUUUUUUUUUUAUCAUUGGGGGCUACUUACUUCUGUCUCUGCUCAAGUACAGCCCCUCUGCCCGUAUGGGGAUGUUCCCACAUGCUUUAUGGUAAAUCACCAACUGGUUGACUGCUGUUUUUAAAGGCAUUAGGCCCACCUACUUUGUCCGCGGAUUUCUCUUUUAAUUUCAUGUUGGCAGACGCUCAAUCGACUGUGCGAUGGUUUGGUUUGCUGUACUUUCUCACCCGGUCUGGGCAGUUUUAGCGGCGUUGCUGGCGGUCGUGGUGCGCAUCCAGCGCAGAGGUCGCUGGGACCCGAAAGCCUGCUCCGUGCGGCUGAAAGGGAAGACCGCUAUAGUGACAGGAGCCAAUACAGGGAUCGGGAAGUUCAUUGCCUUGGACUUUGCCCGUCGGGGGGCUCGUGUUAUUCUGGCCUGUCGAAGUGAAGCCCGGGGGACAGCAGCACUUAAAGAAAUCAGGGAGAAGACAGGAAACUCUGACAUCCACCUGCGUCUGGUGGACCUGUCUGAUCUGGACUCUGUCAGGGAAUUUGCCAAGGGGAUUCUCGCAGAGGAGAAAGCCCUCCACCUCCUCGUCAAUAAUGCUGGAGUAUCAGGUUUACCAAAGCAGAUCACCAAAGAUGGGUUGGAGGUUUCUUUUGCCACCAACCACCUGGGACCAUUUCUCCUCACCAACCUGCUGCUGGACCUGAUGAAGAGUUCAGCUCCAGCGCGUAUUGUCACCGUCGCCUCAGUCAACCAUAAGAAGGGUCAAGUGGACUUUUCACAUUUUCAUGGCGAGAACCUCACUUAUUUCAUGGAUGCUGUCUACAACCACACGAAGCUGCACAAUGUCAUCUGUACGAAGGAGCUAGCACGCAGGCUAGAAGGGACAGGUGUCACGGCAAACUCCGUCCACCCUGGUAUUGUCAUGACAGAAGUGUUGAGACACUAUCCAUUCAUGGUUCGUUUUAUUUUCAACCUGGUUGGAGUUUUCUUUUUCAAGUCUCCAGAGGAGGGUGCAGCCAGCACAAUCUACUGUGCAGUAGCAGAAGAAAUGGAGGGGAUAACUGGGAAGUAUUGUGACAGUGACUGCUGUCUGGUCCUCCCCGCCCCUUUGGCUCGAGACGCUGCCCUCGCAGUCAAGGACUUUGAUAUCAGCGAGAGGCUGACAUCAAAGCUCUGAAACGACUAUCAGUUUAAUGGAGGCUUGAUAACAGAAAAGGGGUCAAAAUCCAUCCUCUUGCUGCACUUCUUGAGUGAACAGUUCUGACAUAAUGUGUCUCUAAAAUGAUCAGUCCUCGUUUCUGAAUGCUUAAAUGAAUAACGUAUUGAAUAUUUGUAAAGCCGUAAUCACUUGCUUGUCAUAUCAGCAAUCAUUCUCUGUAAGUAAUUGUCAUUCAUGAAAAUGGUGAAUGUUUUCGUCUUUUAUAGAAAGAAAUGUGACUUUCAUUCAGACAUGUGAAUGAGUGAGUAUCCUGAGACAUACUGACACCAUGUGGCCAACUCAUGCUUCUUCCGAAAUGACAACAGAGAUUCCAAUAUGUGACACAAUCACUUCCCUUUAUUGACUGAUUCAUUAACACACAAUAAAACAUUUGAGUAUUCAGUGCUUUUUGAAGAAUUUGUACAGCGUUGGUUCAACCCUUGGUGUCUUCAACCUCGCUAUUUGGCUACAGAGACAGAGAUAGUGGAAGAACAGCAUGGUCACCAAGGAGGAUUUUAAUCAUAGCAAUAUCACUUGUAAGUCUGUGUCUACUUAUCAUCUUUGGAUAAUAAAAGAAGAAACAA